CUCAGCUGAAGCCGCGUUUCAGCUGAGCCCUUCCUUUUCCUGUUGAUUCGCAAGCCGUCAAGGUUGCUAAUCCCGCUCCAUCAGCAUGAAGAUCAACGUGGCCUACCCGGCCACUGGCCGUCAAAAGCUCUUUGAAGUCAAUGAUGAGAUCAAGGUCCGCCCCUUUUAUGAGAAGCGUAUGGGCCAAGAGGUGGAUGGUGCCACGCUGGGCGACGAAUGGAAGGGUUACUUGCUGCGCGUGACCGGCGGGAACGACAAGCAGGGCUUUCCCAUGAUGCAGGGCGUGCUGACCACGAGCCGUGUGCGGCUGCUCCUCAACAAGAACCACUCUUGCUAUCGUCAACGCAAGGCGGGUGAGCGCAAGCGCAAAUCCGUGCGCGGCUGCAUUGUAGACGCCAACAUGUCGGUCAUCUCCGUGAUCAUCGUCAAGAAGGGUGAGCAAGACAUCCCCGGCUUGACCGACUCGACUCUGCCCAAUCGUUUGGGACCCAAGCGGGCCUCCAAGAUCCGCAAGUUCUACAACUUGAGCAAGGAGGACAACGUGUGCCAGUACGUGAUCAAGCGGCCCAUUCCCGGCAAGGACGGCAAGAAGCCCCGCACCAAGGCGCCCAAGAUCCAGCGUCUGGUCACGCCUAUCAUGCUGCAACGCAAGCGUCAUCGUUUGGCUCUGAAGCGUCGCCGAUCGGAGAAGAACCGACAGGCCGCCGCCGAGUAUGCCAAGAUCUUGGCCCAAAGGCAGAAGGAAGCCCGCGAAGCCAAGGAGAUGCGCCGCAAACGCUCCGCCUCCCUCCGCGAGAGCCGAAACUCCAAAUCCAACUAAGCAGAUUCACUACGUUAUGUCUUCGAAGGGGAGCCAUCCUUUGGCUCUGGUUCCGUCGGGAAUAAAACAACCACAAAAAAAGAGA
Messenger RNA from Tigriopus californicus, 905 nucleotides. It is a transcript of the gene RpS6, whose product is annotated as small ribosomal subunit protein eS6-like. The record is from RefSeq and is a predicted model, not a curated record. The transcript is spliced from 3 exons. Gene Ontology annotation, cellular component: ribosome. The coding region runs from base 86 to 820 and encodes 244 amino acids. Gene Ontology annotation, molecular function: structural constituent of ribosome. Gene Ontology annotation, biological process: translation. Lineage: Eukaryota; Metazoa; Arthropoda; Copepoda; Harpacticoida; Harpacticidae.